This is a messenger RNA of Plectropomus leopardus (leopard coralgrouper), 1823 nucleotides long. NCBI's taxonomy places the organism in Eukaryota, Metazoa, Chordata, Actinopteri, Perciformes, Serranidae. The record is from RefSeq and is a predicted model, not a curated record.
GAUGAGGAGGAAAUGAGGUCGAGGAGAGAUCUUUUCCUGCGGUCUCCUUCUGUCAGCUCCACAGCCAGCUCCACAGACCCGGACAGGAAGCUUCCUGCAGAUUUCUGCUUCCAACAAGGGACUCCCAGUGAAAACGUCUCCACUGAGCAUGUGGACUUUCUGUUGGCCCGCCAGCAGUGGAGGAAGAUGGAGGAGGAGGUCAAAGGUCAGCCAAUCCCCAAACCAGGGCUCAGAGCUCAGGGGAGCUUCCAGGGCACCCACUCUUCACUGUAUCCCCCCACUCGCAGCCCCCGACUCAAGCACAGGGAGAUACACCCACCAGUGCCCAGGGAGCCUGCCCUGUCCUCCACCAUGUCCCCUAGUUCAGAGGACUCCGGCCUGGAUGACUUGUCAUACCGCAGCCCACCGGAGGAGCCAGAGAGUGCGGUGGAGAGAGAGAUCCGACUGACUCUGGAGAGAGAAGAACGGCACCGCAGGGAGAGAGGGGUGAUUACACAGGGCCUCGCUAUACCCAGACCCUCCACCCUGCAGACAGGACGAUCUCCUCCUAGACCUCCAGCCUGCCGCACCCCUACCUUGUCCAUCUCCCCGUCCCCUUCCUGCUCCUCAUCAAUUCCCCGAUCGGUCUACCAUGAAAUGACAGCCAAUAAUGUCAUCAUUUUGGAGCCCGACUGCUCCAGCUCCGCAUCCAGGAACCGCUUACUUUCCUCUGCAAUCGGGGGACUCUCUGAUUGGCCGGCUAGCCAGGAUGCAAUGCCUUCUGCCAACGUCAUUGUUGUAGAAACCUCCAAUCUCAUCAUUCGCAGCGCUUCUGAGUUCUGCCUAAGCUCCGCCCCUGUGUCCAUGGAACCACAGGAGAGCACUUUCACAUCCAAUCCGUUCUUCAAGUUACGCUCCCUCAGCAGCCAGUCUCUGGUGGAGCAGGAAAUCCGCAUGGUGAGACAGAGGGAGGAAGAGUGGAGGAGGCAGAGGGAGGAGAUGUGGAGGAGGAGGAGGGAGGAAGAGUGGAGGAGAGGGAGAGAGAGGUACGAUACUGUGCUGGUAUCUCCAGGCCUCACCGAUAACAUCAGCUUCAGUGUGCCAGAGGUUCCAGACAGAUGUGUCUCCUCCCCUUCAUCCCCCUCCAGGACCCGCAAAAUGGAACGCUCCAGUAUGUCUUGUGACCACAAGUUUCCCCCUUGCCUCUCUUCGGUGCCAAGACGACAGAACGCCAUGGCGCAGCGAUGGGAGGCCUCCCUGUUAGCCAAUCAGAAGAAGGAAUGAGCAAAGACAGUGGUCAGCUGUCGGCCAUUUGAAAAUGAAAUCUUAUGCCUCCGAUCCUUCAUCCUUCUGUAAGAAAAAUCACACAGCCCUCUCUGUCAGCAGCUGAUGUUUGAUGUCUGUCAAAGCUAUGAGUUUGAAGCAAUGCAUUACAAAUGUGUUGUCUGAAGGAUGCCCCAUGAAAGGAGGACUGCGUCGUUCACUGAGUUUGGUUUCAAAGAUUAACGUAAAUUACCUAGUUUGGGUUUCUAGAAAAGUUCGGCAAAGUUGAGAAGUCCUGCUUUCAGAGUCAAACUGGUUUUUUUGCAGGAUGUCUGAAACAAAAGGACUGUAAGUCACAACGGAACUGCCAGCCAUGUCACACUUAACACUUUUUUUCUUAUAUAUAAUAACUUUUGUGGACGUUGAAGGCACAGGAGGCUUGUAACUAUAAUAAAUUAGUAUAAAAUUCAAUCAUAAUACAGUAAUACCACCAUUUUUGACAUAUGACCCAGAUUUUAUGUAAACCUUUGAAGCACAUGUCAAAAUCUGUAAAAAGACACUAUUUGUUUUAACUGAAAAAA